CGAACAGAUUGAAUCAAGCUAGUCCCGUUGCACACACACGAGUACACUGAUCAACUAGGGGUCCGUCGUACCUGUCAGUAACUCGUGGCCCUCGUACCUAUAGCAACGAGCAGAUCUGUCCUGUGCUCUCGCUACGAAUACGAGACGCGUGAAAGCUUAUUGACUGACCGAUGUUUCCCUUCCCUCGCAGAUGCACCGAUGGUUGCGUGCAGCGAGCCACAUAGAGAGAGUCAUGUCACAUUAGGGAGUGAACAACACACAGAAAGUGGCGCUGUCCAUCAGCCAGCGAUCGAGAAACUGCACAAUAUACGAUCUUUCAGCCAGAAAGAGAGAGAGAUGUAGCGUACCGACCGCCCCAGGCAAAAGAUGUCUAGUCGCUCCACGCAUCACAUCAGGGUGGGCUGGGGCCAGGCAGGCCAUGGGAGGCAUACAUACGGGAAAACAUGGUUGGGUGGGCCGGCCCGACUAGGGCUCCCCGGAUGGGAUCAAUCACUGCACACUUGACUCAUUCAUUCACGGGAAAUGACACACCCAUCCAUCCAUCGAUCCAUCGAUCCACACGUUGUCUGUGUACUCCAUCAGUCUGUGUAUGCGUCCGCCUUGGAAUGGCAUAAUACGCCUAUCUUACGCCCCCUGGCCCUGCCAUGCACUUAAGGGGAUUAUGUAACCAUCACACUACCGCUGCCUGGCUGUACACUCACCGCCCAUUCACCACCAGUCCCUUCUCAGUCUGUCACUCGCCUCCCGCACCCUCGCAGUGCAGACUACACAAAAGCUACGUAAAAACACCCUCAACCCACAACAUCAGCAUCGGUCAGUGACCGACCGACCCCUUCGCUCCAGCGUCAUCACGCCCUCCCCCAAAGGCGCUACACCCACCCUUGUGCUGUGUCCUUGUCGAGUUCAGCCAGCUCGUACUCCGCAUGCGCAAGGUGCACCUCAGUGAGAGCCAGCGCCGUUUCGCUGCAGCACGGACAAGCAAAUGGGGUCUCUGAGCUUUGUCAUAUCCAUGUAACUUACUGCAUGGUCCGAAGCUUGGGCCGCCGCUCAAAUGCGUCGAACAGGCACGUUGGCGGCCUCCUGUCAGCCUUCAUGAAGUCCAUCAGCUGUUUGAUGCCCUGUUGCGCUGCUCCAAUAAGCGCCUGGUCGUCCUCCAUUCUCUCGUUCAAGCGGCUGAUGCGGGAAAUAAGCUCCUCGCGCUUCUCCUCAUGCGAUGCUGGCAAGGUG
This is a messenger RNA of Vitrella brassicaformis, 1227 nucleotides long. The record is from the annotation of a GenBank genome assembly. Lineage: Eukaryota; Vitrellaceae.